This is a messenger RNA of Drosophila gunungcola (fruit fly), 910 nucleotides long. RefSeq names its product serine protease 1-like. Gene Ontology annotation, molecular function: serine-type endopeptidase activity. Gene Ontology annotation, biological process: proteolysis. The record is from RefSeq and is a predicted model, not a curated record. The coding region runs from base 21 to 791 and encodes 256 amino acids. The transcript has a single exon. Lineage: Eukaryota; Metazoa; Arthropoda; Insecta; Diptera; Drosophilidae.
UACAUUCAAUUUCAGUAACCAUGAAGCUUGUGCUGUUGAUACUGUUUGUGGCCACAGCCUGUGCUCGCACGAGUCCCGAUCGCACGGCGCCGUAUACUGAUGGUCCCCAAGAGAGGAUUGUGAACGGAUACCCGGCCGAGGAGGGAAAGGCGCCUUACGCCGUGGGCCUGCGGAUGAACAAUGGAGCCGUGGGCGCAGGCUCCGUCAUUGGCAACACCUGGGUCCUGACCGCCGCCCACUGCCUGACCACCGACUCCGUGACCAUCCACUACGGCUCGAACAGGGCCUGGAACGGUCAAAUUCAGCAUACUGUGAGUAAGGACAACUUCUUUCGGCACCCCGGAUUUGGAAAUAGCGCUGGCCAUGACAUCGGACUGAUUCGCACCCCCCACGUGGACUUCACCAACCUGAUCAACAAGGUCUCGUUGCCAACGUUUAGCCAGAAAGGCGAGCGCUUCGAGAACUGGUGGACUGUGGCCUGUGGCUGGGGAGGAAUGGCCAGCGGCAAUCUGGCCAACUGGCUGCAGUGCAUGGACGUGCAGAUCAUUAGUAACGACGAAUGUGCCAGGUCCUACGGAUCAGUGGCCUCCACCGACAUGUGCACCCGCGCCACCGAUGGAAAGUCCGUGUGCGGCGGCGACUCCGGCGGAGCACUGGUCACACACGACAAUCCCAUUCAGGUGGGCGUGAUUGUCUUUGCCUCCGGCGGCUGCAAGAACGGCCCUUCUGGCUACACCCGUGUCUCCGACCACUUGGACUGGAUCAAGGAAAACUCAGGAAUCGCCUACUAAUACUCUUGGACAAUAUAGACCAUGUCCAAAUUGUAAUCGAAUUUAUGUUACAAAUAUUUGUGCCGAUAAAUCUAUUAAACUUAUAUUAUUCUUUUAUAAAUAUUUUAAACUAUACCCGC